This is a messenger RNA of Serpula lacrymans var. lacrymans S7.9, 1319 nucleotides long. RefSeq lists its product as uncharacterized. The record is from RefSeq and is a predicted model, not a curated record. Gene Ontology annotation, cellular component: mitochondrion. Lineage: Eukaryota; Fungi; Basidiomycota; Agaricomycetes; Boletales; Serpulaceae. The coding region runs from base 31 to 1161 and encodes 376 amino acids. Gene Ontology annotation, molecular function: magnesium ion binding; NAD binding; isocitrate dehydrogenase (NAD+) activity. The transcript is spliced from 14 exons. Gene Ontology annotation, biological process: tricarboxylic acid cycle; isocitrate metabolic process.
GUUCCUCGCGUCUCAUUUCCUUCACAAAAAAUGUUACACCUUCGGUCCAUCGCUGGCGUUGCGCAGGGCGCAGUCAAAGCCUCACAGCCUUUUAGAACCUACGCGUCUGCGGCGCCAACUGCUGCUUUUGCUGGAAAUAAGGGUAGUAAUGGCAAAUAUACCGUGACUUUAAUUCCUGGAGAUGGUAUUGGUCCAGAAAUCAGUGAAUCUGUCAAAAAUAUCUAUGCUGCCGCCAACGUUCCAAUACAGUGGGAAGAAGUCAGCGUUGAGCCAGUGUUGAAAGGUGGAAAGACGGUCAUUCCUGAUGCCGCCAUUCAGUCCGUGAAGAAGAAUACUGUUGCCCUGAAAGGACCUCUUGCCACACCUAUCGGAAAGGGACAUGUGUCACUGAAUCUUACCUUGCGACGAACUUUCAACCUUUUCGCGAACGUCCGUCCAUGUGCUUCCAUCCAGGGGUUCAAGACUCCUUACGAUGACGUGAACACUGUUCUUAUUCGUGAAAAUACCGAGGGCGAAUAUUCGGGUAUUGAACAUGAGGUAAUAGAUGGUGUUGUUCAGUCCAUCAAGCUUAUUACAUGGGAUGCGUCGGAACGCGUAGCCCGUUACGCCUUCCACUAUGCGCAAUCCAGUGGAAGGAAACGAGUGACUGCAGUACACAAAGCUAAUAUCAUGAAAAUGUCAGAUGGUAUGUUUUUGUCAGCUUGUCGCCAAGUUUCGAAAGAUUUCCCGGAUAUUACAUACGAUGAGGACCUAUUGGAUCGUGUCUGCCUCCAGGUCGUGCAAAACCCGCAACCGUACUCCAAUCGUGUUAUGGUGAUGCCGAAUCUGUACGGUGAUAUUUUGUCCGACAUGUGUGCCGGUCUUAUCGGUGGUUUGGGUCUGACACCUUCUGGCAAUAUCGGGCGGGAUGCUUCAAUCUUUGAAGCAGUCCAUGGUUCUGCUCCGGACAUCGCAGGAAAGGGAUUAGCUAAUCCGACUGCUCUACUUUUGUCUUCGCUGAUGAUGCUAAGACACAUGAACCUAUACGAGCACGCUGCCAAAAUUGAAAAGGCUGCUCUCACCACUAUUGCCGAAGGGAGGAACAUCACCGGUGAUCUGGGCGGCAAAGCCAGCACCAAAGAGUAUACCGACGCGAUUAUUCAAAAAGUCUUGAAGGCAUAACGAUGCUGCAUACGUAUUCGGAAUGUAGAUGUAGAUCUCGUGUAUUGCAAUAGGUGCUAGACAGUUAAUAGCGUUGUAGAGCCGACCUAUAUGCUGCAAGGACUACGUACAAAAUUGUGCGCGGUAGACCAUUACGUAAUUUGAUCCGUGGUGAGGUG